UCCCCCCCUGGACAAGACGGUUGAUUCUUCGUCUCAUGGGAACGAACGAUGACACGGUAAAGAGAAACGAACCGAAACCCCCGAAUCAUUUUCAUCUCGAAGCUGAUCCGCACGCGAGCUUGAAGAUUCUUUGCUUAGCAAUCUACCCCUCAGCUGAAACGACCCGAAAUCGACGUCGUGCAUGAAUCUUGGAGGCUCCGAUUUGGGGCUGAUCAGGCUAAAUCCGGCCGGAAGGUUCUUCAGUUUGUGAGCGGCGUUCCAGCAAGAGAGCGAUGUUGGAUGUCCAGAGGAAGAGAGUGCAGAUUCUCCUGCUCAUUGUCGGGGUCAUCGCUCUCAGCAUCACCGCUGAAAAAUGUCGGCAGCUUGUUGGGGAGGAGGCAUCGUCAAAGAGUGGACAGUUCACGUUCUUGAACUGCUUCGACAUGAGCAGUGGAACACUGGCAUGCACUGUGAAGGAAGGUGUGAAGCUCUACUUUAAUAACAUCCGAGCUGCUCAUGUUGAGAGCGCAAGGCAUUUAGCAAUUGAGGCUGCCCUAGAGGAAGCACUGGCACAGGGGUUAUCUGCUAAGGAUGCAGCCAAACAGGCUCAGAAGGAAGGAGCCAAAGCCGCUAAGUUGGCCACCCGACAGGCCAAACGCAUCAUAGGCCCGAUAAUCGCUUCGGGCUGGGACUUUUUUGAGGCUAUCUACUAUGGUGGGACCAUUACGGAGGGGUUCCUUAGAGGAACAGGAACUCUGUUUGGGGCUUAUGCGGGUGGGUUCUAUGGAGAGCAGAGUCUCGGGAGGUUUGGAUAUCUCGUGGGCAGCCAUUUGGGGAGUUGGGUAGGCGGUAGAGUUGGACUCAUGGUUUAUGAUGUGGUCAACGGGGUUCAUUACUUGCUUCAGUUCGUCCGGCCUGAGAUAGAAGGGACUGAAUCGAACGAGACCCCGAUUUAUGAACGUUCGGAAGAUUAUUACCCGGCUGAAUCUCCCGCAUACGAGAGCUCCGAAUCAUAUGAAGAACUUUGAUACAAGAAAUCGCACAUUCAGGAAAGGUGGCAGUUGGUCUGGCAGUUUCUUUUUUUACUGGAAUUGUUUCUUACACGUACCUUGAUGUAGAUGAAACAACAUAAAGCUGUACUCCUUAUGCCAGUAGAGCUGCAGUAGUUGUAAAUGACAAAUAGAUACUUCAAAUUGUUAGUGGGGAUUACAUGUAUCAGAUCAUCAUCAUUCGAUAUGAUACUCUCGAGUGGUUUUGCCAUAGAAAGUCUGCUCUUUUCACCUGAAA
Punica granatum (pomegranate) is the source of this 1266-nucleotide messenger RNA. The record is from RefSeq and is a predicted model, not a curated record. Lineage: Eukaryota; Viridiplantae; Streptophyta; Magnoliopsida; Myrtales; Lythraceae.